ACCAGCGGAGGAAAAGGUCUUCUUGUGGACCAUCUUCGCCUUUACACAGCCACCAUGUAUGCCUGCUCAAGAAUUGUCAUGCCUGCUACCCGGGUAACGGUGCGGCCGGUGACCGCGGCGGCGUGGGCGCCGGUCAGCAGUCCGGCGGCAGCGGCGGCGCCGGCCGCCAGCCAGGCGGUGGUGCCAUACCGGUCCAUCCAGAACUCGGCAGUCUCGCGCGACAUCGACUCUGCCGCCAAGUUCAUCGGCGCCGGCGCGGCCACCGUCGGCUCGGCCGGCUCCGGAGCCGGAAUCGGCUCCGUGUUCGGCUCCCUCAUCAUCGGCUACGCGCGCAACCCGUCCCUGAAGCAGCAGCUUUUCUCAUAUGCCAUCCUCGGAUUCGCCCUGUCCGAGGCCAUGGGUCUGUUCUGUUUGAUGAUGGCGUUCCUGCUGUUGUUCGCGUUCUAGAGUGGUGUUCGUCACUUUCGGGGAUACGGACAGAAAUUCGGGUGCUCAUGAACUUCUGACUCUGUUAGAUAUCAAUAUACGCCAAUGUGUACGA
This is a messenger RNA of Amphibalanus amphitrite, 541 nucleotides long. Its product is annotated as ATP synthase subunit 9, mitochondrial-like. The record is from RefSeq and is a predicted model, not a curated record. Gene Ontology annotation, biological process: proton transmembrane transport; proton motive force-driven ATP synthesis. The transcript is spliced from 3 exons. Bases 55 to 447 code for a protein of 130 amino acids. NCBI's taxonomy places the organism in Eukaryota, Metazoa, Arthropoda, Thecostraca, Balanomorpha, Balanidae. Gene Ontology annotation, molecular function: proton transmembrane transporter activity.